Anarrhichthys ocellatus (wolf-eel) is the source of this 1486-nucleotide messenger RNA. RefSeq names its product ankyrin repeat and SOCS box protein 12-like. Gene Ontology annotation, biological process: protein ubiquitination; positive regulation of protein catabolic process; intracellular signal transduction. Gene Ontology annotation, molecular function: protein binding. Bases 73 to 987 code for a protein of 304 amino acids. The record is from RefSeq and is a predicted model, not a curated record. NCBI's taxonomy places the organism in Eukaryota, Metazoa, Chordata, Actinopteri, Perciformes, Anarhichadidae. The transcript is spliced from 3 exons.
CCGAAGAAGAAGAAGAAGCACAAACAGGAAGAUGAAGAGGGCAGCUGAUGGCGACACGUCUUAGCAGGUUCUAUGCUCCGACUAAGGACCUCUGCAGAAGAAGAAAGCUGCUGUGAGAUUUCCCAGCUCAGACAAGCGGUGUUACAAAACGAUGACAGACUCCUCGAUGAGAUGCUCUGCCAAGAAGUCUACAAGAAGGUCAUCAACUGCAGAGGCGGCUGGGGCGUGGCGGGCACGCCUCUGCACGCCGCUGUGUCCAAGGGCCACUUCAGCUGUCUGCAGGUCCUGCUGGGCCACGGCGCCCUGGUAGACUGCGUGGACGUCAAGGCUCAGACCCCUCUCUUCGCGGCCGUCCGCGGGAAAUACCUGGACUGUGUCUUAGCGCUCCUCGGCGCCGGCGCCAACCCCAACGGGAACGCGUCCAACAACUGCUCCCCGGUGCUCACCGCCGCCCGGGAGGGCGAUGUAGAGAUACUGAAGCAGCUGCUGAAGCGCGGCGCGGAGGUGAACUCCCGCUCCAAGGUCUUGCUCUGGACGUCCAGCGCCAGGGUGUCCAGCGGGCCGCUGUACCUGGCCGCCGUUUACGGACACAUGGAGUGCUUCGAGCUGCUGCUCCUCUACGGGGCGGACCCGGAUUACAACUGCACAGACGCAAAGCUGCUGAGUUCUAUCAAGCAGCCCAAGACGGUGCUGGAGAUGUGCCUCAGGCACGGCUGCGGCGUGGAGUACAUCCAGCUGCUGAUCGACUUCGGCGCAAACGUCUACCUCCCUACGCUGAUCAUCGAGAAGUCCACGAAGCAGAACGAGGCCGUGGAGCUGCUCCUGCAGGAAAGAGGAAAUCCAAAGGCCUUGACUUCACAGUGCCGACUCUCCGUCCGAAGAUACCUCAAAAAGAUCGACAAGAUCCAGUGUAUCGACCAGCUGGACAUGCCAACAAGUCUCAUUAACUUCUUGCAACACAGGCCGGUCCCAGUCACGCAUCUGUAGCCCAGUGAGCUGGAGGCCCGUACUGUAAAUUCAUUAUUUAACUCUGUGAUUUAACUCUGUGAACCUUUUGUUUUAGAUUCGGUCUAUUCAUGUGCUGUUUUGUUAAGACAAAACAUUAAAUGUGUGGGGAUACGUGCUGUGUACCCGUGUGUUGUUAUUGGUACUCACCCUGAAGCUAUUGAAGGAAGCAGUUUCCUGGAGCUGCAGUUCUUCGUCACGUUUGUCACAAGUUAGUUCUCUUAGAAGAGCCGUUUGUCCUGUGAAAACUAACGAAUCAGGGUCAGCAUGCUCAACCCGCUCUAGGGCUCAUCCGAUUCCAAAUACAUGAAAUUAUCAGUAAACUUUUAAGGAAAUAUUUCACUUUUUUUAGGUUAACCACAGAGCUACAACAGGGGCUCUGCGCCAAAUGCCAACAUCAGCAUAAACACUCACCGGCCACUUUAUUAGGUACACCUUGAUAGUACCGGGUUGGACCCCCUUUUGCCUUCAGAACGGCCUU